This is a messenger RNA of Medicago truncatula (barrel medic), 838 nucleotides long. RefSeq names its product auxin-responsive protein SAUR50. The record is from RefSeq and is a predicted model, not a curated record. Gene Ontology annotation, biological process: response to auxin. Lineage: Eukaryota; Viridiplantae; Streptophyta; Magnoliopsida; Fabales; Fabaceae. The transcript has a single exon. The coding region runs from base 187 to 507 and encodes 106 amino acids.
UAAAAAAGAGUCCUAGACUCUGUGAUUAGUCCUUACAACCCCACAUGACUCCGUUUUUUCUAUCUCCUGCCUAAGCUAUUCUCAUGAUAAAUACCCACCACGUUCUUUUCUCAUUCACACACCUCUCCAUCUUCAACACAACACAAUCUUCUCUUCUCUUUCUCUUGUCACACCAAAUCCACAACAAUGGCUAUAAGAAAAUCAACUAAACUUCCUCAAACAGCACUCAUCAAACAAAUCCUUAAAAGAUGUUCAAGUCUAGGCAAGAAACAACAAGGGUACGUUGAUCAUCAUGGUCUUCGUUUGGAUGUUCCAAAAGGUCACUUUGUUGUAUAUGUUGGUGAAAACAGAAGCAGGUACAUUGUUCCUAUUGCUUUUCUAAGUAGACCAGAGUUUCAAAACCUUCUUCAUCAAGCAGAAGAAGAGUUUGGGUUUGAUCAUGACAUGGGUCUUACCAUUCCAUGCAACCAAGAUGUUUUUGAGUCUCUUACUUCAAUGCUAAGAUAGAUGAAAAAAACUUCUUCUUUUUUUUGAGGGAGAUAACACCAAAAGAUGAAGCUGCUUCACUGCUUCUCUCACUAUCUCCUUUAUUUCUUUUCUCUAUAUAUAUAAAUAUUAGUGUUUGUAUGAGGUUCCUAUUUUAGUGAGACUCCAACCUCAAGAAACUUCCCCAAGAAUGAAUCUUUGUGGGUUUAGAUUGUAAAUCUAGUUUAGUAGAAAUUAAGUACCAUUUUUUUUCCGGAGAUGUAGGUUUGUACCAUGUUGGAGAACUAAUCUAAAAGGAUUUUUUUUUUAUCUUUUAGUUGAAUCAUGCAAUAGAUACAGUUUAACUUUAUCA